UGCUGAUUGGUUAUUUGGCAGCGGCUGCCGUACGGGUCGGCGAGAGGACUUAGAGCCGGAUCAAGGGCAAAGACGAAUUGUUUUUAUUUUUAAUCUAUUUAUUGAUCAACGGAGGGUGCAGCGGCGCCGGUCGGUUCGAGUGCUCCCGCUCGAGGGACGGUUUAGUUCCCGUUAACAAAUCUGAUCGCGCAGCUCGCGGUGCCAUCAUGGCGGCGGCGGUGAGAGAGCGGGGUCUCCAGUGGGCCCGGAGAAGCUGCAGGCAGCAAUGGCUUUGUGCACCGGCCUUCUUAAGAAACGCUUCAACAGGCACUUGCAGAAUCGAGAAAAUUCUUAUUGCGAAUCGGGGUGAGAUUGCCUGCAGGGUAAUGAGGACAGCAAAGAAGUUGGGUGUUCGUUCUGUCGCUGUGUACAGUGAAGCAGACAAAAAUUCCAUGCAUGUCACAAUGGCUGACGAAGCUUACCACAUAGGACCAGCAGCCUCUCAGCAGAGCUACCUAAAUGUGGAAAAGAUAAUCCGGGUCGCUAAAACAGCAGCUGCCCAGGCCAUCCAUCCAGGCUAUGGAUUCCUUUCAGAGAAUACAGAGUUUGCAGAACGAUGUAAAAAGGAGGGCAUCAUUUUUAUUGGACCGCCUUCUUCAGCCAUUCGAGAUAUGGGCAUCAAGAGCACUUCGAAGGCCAUAAUGUCAGCUGCUGGGGUGCCUGUCAUUAAAGGUUACCAUGGUGAUGAACAAUCUGAUCAACAUUUAAAAAGGGAAGCCAGUAGAAUUGGUUAUCCUGUGAUGAUAAAAGCAGUUCGAGGUGGAGGUGGCAAGGGUAUGCGUAUUGCUCAAACAGAGGCUGAUUUCAUCGAACAGUUGGAAUCUGCACGUAGAGAAGCAAGGAAGUCCUUUGAUGAUGAUGUUAUGCUGAUAGAAAAGUUUGUUGACAACCCAAGGCAUGUAGAAGUACAAGUGUUCGGAGACCAGUACGGCAAUGCUGUCUAUUUGUUUGAAAGAGACUGCAGUGUACAAAGAAGACAUCAAAAAAUUAUUGAAGAAGCACCUGGGCCUGGAAUUAGUCCUGAGGUGAGGAGAAGACUUGGUGAAGCUGCUGUCCAAGCUGCGAAAGCUGUCAAUUAUGUAGGAGCUGGGACAGUAGAAUUUAUCAUGGACUCUCAGCAUAAUUUUUAUUUCAUGGAAAUGAACACAAGAUUACAGGUGGAGCACCCAGUCACUGAGAUGAUAACAGGAACUGAUCUUGUUGAAUGGCAACUUCGGGUUGCGGCUGGAGAGGAACUUCCUAUGACACAGAAAGAACUCUCUGUCAAAGGUCAUGCAUUUGAAGCAAGAAUUUAUGCAGAAGAUCCAAGUAAUAACUUUAUGCCGGGAGCCGGGCCUUUAAUCCAUCUGUCAACACCUGUACCAAAUGCUUUUACAAGAAUUGAAACUGGAGUCAAGCAAGGUGACGAAGUCUCUGUACACUAUGAUCCAAUGAUUGCCAAGCUGGUGGUUUGGGGCGAUGACCGUACAGUGGCACUAAAUAAAUUAAAAUAUUGCUUGCAUCAGUACAAUAUUGUAGGCUUAAAUACCAACAUAGAUUUCUUACUCUGUCUUGCUGCUCAUCCUGAAUUUGAAGCUGGAAAUGUGCACACAGACUUUAUCCCUCAACACUAUGAUGCACUUUUCCCAAAAAAGAAAGCAACCAGUAAAGAUGUCCUGUGCCAGGCAGCACUUGCUUUAAUACUGCAUGAAAGAAUUCAGACUGACAAGUUUAAGGCAUUUUCACAUGAUCCAUUUUCUCCAUUUGCAAACAAUAGUGGGAGACGAUUGAAUAUUUUGUACAGCAGGAAUCUUGUGUUACUUGAUGGGCAGAACAAGGUCAAUAUUGAUGUGACAUAUAACCGUGAUGGAACUUACAGUAUGAAGGUUGAUGGAGAGGUAUUCCAUGUAUUUGGAGAACUGGAUAAGGAGGAUGAAGCGAAAUACCUGAAAUGUUCAGUCAAUGGAAUUGUUUCCAAGCCUAAAGUAGUUCUUACAAACAACACUAUUCACCUGUUUUCAAUGGAAGAAGCUGUGCAAGUUAACAUCCCUGUGCCAAAGUAUUUAGUUGGAAUUGAUGCCUCUGGAUCUCGGGGAGGAGCAGUUGCACCAAUGACUGGAACUAUUGAAAAGGUGUUUGUUAAGGAAGGUGAUCAUGUCAAGGCUGGAGACGCACUAAUGGUGAUGAUAGCUAUGAAAAUGGAGACACAAAUGAAGAAAUGCAAGUGCUUGAAGGAUUUUGGAGAAGAACUUGAGACUAAUCACUCGGAAAUAUGGGAGAUAUUUGAACUUUUGUUAUUUAGAAAGUAUUUGGCUAAGAUAGAAUCUUACAAAAAUCUACAAAAUAGUAAACAUACUACUUUACAUCAGAUUGUAAAGGCAAUUUAAACUAAGACAGAUAGUUCUUCUAUAACGUGGUGAUUGCGUUCUUGUACAACCCUGUGUUAUAGAAAAAUAGCAUUUUAGAAAUAGCACUUGAAGUGUUGGUGAUUUAAUUGUGUUACAGCCAACACACAUUUUUGAUGUUUGUGCUUUAAAAAGUGAUCUCAAUUUGUCAAUCACAUUACAGUGAAUUUGUGUUCAUGAAACACGUAUUAUAGCAAGAUGACCUGUACAGUGAAUUUGGGGCUAAUUUCAAAAUGGCAUUCACGAUAAUGGAUUUCCAAAUACAAUAGUGGAGGCAAAUGUUUUGGAAUUUUUUUAUUUUUGUUUUUUGUUGGUUUAUUUUAUUAAUUAUGUAGUUGGAACAAUGCGGAGUACAGGGUCUGGCUGGAUAGAUAAACUCAGAUGAGGUGAAUUGCCUUUCUCAGACAUUUUUAUCAUAUUAAUUUGGGAAAAGGUAAAAGCUGUGUCUGUAUUUAUU
Molecule: messenger RNA, 2880 nt
Organism: Chiloscyllium plagiosum (whitespotted bambooshark)
Lineage: Eukaryota; Metazoa; Chordata; Chondrichthyes; Orectolobiformes; Hemiscylliidae
Source: RefSeq, a predicted model, not a curated record